AUGUACAACCACGGCACACCGAACGUCGGACCAUCAAACGCUGCUGGGAUCGUCGGCUCAUCAAACAUGCAGAAGAAGACACGUCGCGCCCUACCCAACAGCAAUCCAACAGCCACCUCUUCCAUCCAGAACAACCUCAACAUGAACACCCGCCAUCAAGUCGGCAAUACCCCAGUACCCUCUCGGAGACCUCGGCUCGGAAUGGGGGGGCUCGAGGAUGAUGAGAAUAUGGUCAGAGAGCUAACCGAAGAACAGAAACUGGAAAUCAAAGAAGCCUUCGAACUGUUUGAUACCGAUAAAGACGGCGCAAUAGACUAUCAUGAGCUGAAAGUCGCAAUGAGAGCAUUGGGAUUCGAAUUGAAAAAACCUGAGAUACUGAAGAUCUUAAGGGAUCACGAUAAACAAGGCCAAGGAUUAAUCGAAUUUAACGAAUUCGAUAAAGUUAUGACAGAAAAAAUUCAAGCUAGGGAUCCCCGGGAAGAAAUCUUAAGAGCGUUCAAACUAUUCGACACAGAUAACACGGGCAAGAUCUCGUUGAGGGAUCUGAGGAAGAUCUCCAAAGAAUUGGGCGAAAACUUGGACGAGGAAGAACUGUCGGCUAUGAUCGAAGAGUUCGAUUUGGACCAGGACGGAGAGAUCAAUGAACAAGAAUUCUUUGCAAUCAUGUCUGAUGAAUUAUAA
Puccinia triticina is the source of this 681-nucleotide messenger RNA. RefSeq lists its product as uncharacterized. The transcript is spliced from 4 exons. Gene Ontology annotation, cellular component: half bridge of spindle pole body; mitotic spindle pole body. The coding region runs from base 1 to 681 and encodes 226 amino acids. Lineage: Eukaryota; Fungi; Basidiomycota; Pucciniomycetes; Pucciniales; Pucciniaceae. The record is from RefSeq and is a predicted model, not a curated record. Gene Ontology annotation, biological process: spindle pole body duplication. Gene Ontology annotation, molecular function: microtubule binding; calcium ion binding.